Molecule: messenger RNA, 550 nt
Organism: Ipomoea triloba (trilobed morning glory)
Lineage: Eukaryota; Viridiplantae; Streptophyta; Magnoliopsida; Solanales; Convolvulaceae
Product: ATP-dependent Clp protease proteolytic subunit 2, mitochondrial-like
Exons: 2
Coding region: 71-550 (159 amino acids)
Biological process (GO): protein quality control for misfolded or incompletely synthesized proteins
Cellular component (GO): endopeptidase Clp complex
Molecular function (GO): ATP-dependent peptidase activity; ATPase binding; serine-type endopeptidase activity
Source: RefSeq, a predicted model, not a curated record
UUCCCAACUCAAAACCCCAAAGCCCUAAUCGUCUAAUCUUCCUCUUUGCUCUUUCAUUUUCUUCACCACCAUGCGCUGCCUCAUUACGCGCAAGCUCUGGAAUGGGCUCUCUGCCGCCGCCUCUCUGAGAGCUCCACCGCUUUGCGGCCAAAUUCAGGCGCGUUACAGUUCUCGGCGGUGGUAUGGACUGGUUCCGAUGGUAAUAGAGCACUCCUCUCGAGGGGAGAGAGCCUACGACAUAUUCUCGAGGCUUCUCAAGGAGCGCAUAAUCUGCAUCAAUGGCCCCAUCAAUGACGACACGUCCCACGUCGUUGUCGCUCAGCUCCUCUUUCUCGAGUCUGAGAACCCCUCCAAGCCCAUCCAUAUGUACCUCAAUUCUCCUGGCGGCGCUGUCACCGCCGGUCUUGCUAUAUAUGAUACGAUGCAGUACAUUCGAUCUCCCAUCAACACCAUAUGCCUAGGUCAGGCAGCAUCAAUGGCAUCUCUACUUCUAGCUGCUGGAGCCAAGGGUGAGAGACGUUCUCUCCCNAACACCCACUUCACCAGGUAA